GCAAUACAACAGAAAAACGACGAUACUAUGCACCCGACGAAGGCUGCUUGAUUGGAGGUGGACGACAGAAUUGGCGCGUGAAAUUUACGUUUUCUGCUGCAACUCACCUGCUUACUUCACUGAAAGAAUCCAUAAUGACAGAAGGGGUACUUACGGUUCGGGAGAGAGACCUUAUGUACCGACUUAUUAUCAGUCAGAUGCUUCACGAUGGCUUCCAUGAGAUAGCCGGCCAACUCAGUAGGGCAGUGUAUGCUUUCCCUGACUGUCCACCAUCAAACAGAUUACAGCAUGUUGUUCAGCUGGGACUCAGAGCUGAGCCAGACCGAGAGGCUCAAGUUCAGCUGGUUGAUUCUGUUGCUCCAGGAACUGGCAUUGAUUUGGAAUUUGAUACUGAUGUUCAAACUUUAGCUCCAGAAGCAGCACAUUAUGAGACCUGCUAUGUGACGUCCCACAAAGCCCCUUGUAGAGUAGCUGCAUGGAGUAAAGAUGGUCAGUUAGUUGCUACUGGAUCAGAUGAUGCUUCUAUCAAGAUACUUGACGUUGAGAGAAUGCUUGCAAAAAGUGCAACCAAUGUUCCAGAGUCCCAACACAGUGUUGACAGCCAUCCAGUGAUUAGGACAUUGUAUGAUCAUAUUGAGGAUGUGACAGCCCUUGAUUUCCACCCAAGUUUGCCACUUCUGGCUUCUGGCAGCAAGGAUUUCACAAUCAAGUUCUUUGAUUUCUCUAAAUCUGGGGUGAAACGAGCUUUCCGUAGUCUGCAAGAAGCUGAAGAAAUCUCAUGUUUGAACUUCCAUCCUGGAGGAAAUUUCCUCCUAGUUGGAACACAGCAUCCAACAUUGAGACUGUAUGAUGUAACAACGCUACAGUGUUAUGUAUCCUCUAAUCCUAAAGAUCAACACACAGGACCGAUCACAGCGGUAACGUACAGCCCCAAUGCUACCAUCUAUGCCACUGCCAGCCAAGACGGUAGCAUCAAAAUAUGGGAUGGUGUCAGUAAUCGUUGUGUCAACACCUUAGAAAAAGCACAUGGUGGCACCGAUGUCUGCUCUGUACAAUUCUCAAGAAACUCCAAGUACCUUCUGUCUAGUGGUAAAGACUCUCUUGUCAAGUUGUGGGAGGUCUCAACAAGCCGUGUAUUAAUCACCUAUACAGGUGCUAGCACAGAUAAACAAGUGCAUGAAACACGAGCUGUCUUCAACCACACAGAGGACUAUGUGCUAUUCCCAGAUGAGAAGACUACCAGUUUGUGCUGUUGGGAUUCAAGAAAUGCAGAGAGAAAUAAACUUCUGUCUCUUGGUCAUAACAACAUUGUGAGAUGCAUUGUGCAUUCGCCAACCAGUCCAGGGUUUAUGACGUGUAGUGAUGACUUCAGAGCUCGUUUCUGGUAUUACAGACCAAGUAGUGACUGAGUUUGUUCAUUUAUCCUAGUUACAUGAAUGUGUCGUCGGUUAAGUGAUAAUCCUCUCAAAAUGUAGAAGAAAUUGUCAAUGAUUUGGUGCUUGUGGCGUUAGGAUUGUUUAGGAGCUUGAAAAAAUUGUUUAAGUUAUCUGAACAAAAGUAUGAAAUGGGUUUCUUUUAUAUGCCACUAAAUGUUAUCCUCACAUAAGUUCCAACUGGUUCUUGCUCUAAACAUACUUACAGUUUGUGUCACGUCAGACAACUGGUAUUUGAGGGCUAGUGUGUAAAUGGAUUGAAAACAUCUCAACACUUACAACUGCCACUUGUAUGUACACAUAUUGAAGUUUGUAAGAGAUUUAUGUGCUUUGUGCUUGACUUUGUUUCUGAAAUUUACCUGGCUUGCAACCAGAACCAUGAAUGCAGAUACAAGGUCACAAAUGUUAUACUUAUAAUCUUCACACAUAACUCUGUUCACUUUUAACUUGAAAGUUAUUUGCCAUUCAUUUUAAAACAAGAGAAAGCUUUGCUUAUCUCCAUGUACAGUAUUUUUUUCUUUUUAUUUAGUGUAACUACUUCAGGGGCCUGUGGGCAGUCAUCAGUUAAGGUUUCCUUGAGUUGCUAGCCCGGAAAAUAAGAACCAUAGAAAAGAGCAGGUGUCAUUGGGUUUCCAAUCAAUGUUAUUGCAGCAUUGCAAUAAAAACUAACAUCCACCGAUAAAAACACUACAAGUUCAAACACGCACAAAUUACAUCAAAGAAGCUAUACAAAAUAAAAACAUGCAUGUCUGUAGGAAGGUAUCAAAAGUAAAAAGGCAUGAUCAAAAAUUACAUUUCAUAGGAAAAAACUUCACAAUUUUAAAAUGUUUUUUGUUUGGUCACAGGUAUUUCUUCAAAGAGUUACUGAGCAAUUAAUUAUUUUUUGACAUCGUGAUAAUUUCUUUUCUUGUACAUGAAGCAGCAAGUUGUAAGGACACAAAAGAGGUCUCUUCAUAAAACUUAUGUGAGGAUAGAUUCAGUUAUAAACUUUAUGAAAAAGAAGUUUAGUAACUACAUGUACCUUAUUUUUGGCAACAUGUUUUUUAAUUCACUAGAAUUUGUACGUUUCACAAGUUCUCAUUCAGAAAAUUAAUUGGUUAUUAUUAAAGCACUACAAAUAUGAUGGUUGAGAA
This is a messenger RNA of Acanthaster planci (crown-of-thorns starfish), 2566 nucleotides long. It is a transcript of the gene cstf1, whose product is annotated as cleavage stimulation factor subunit 1. NCBI's taxonomy places the organism in Eukaryota, Metazoa, Echinodermata, Asteroidea, Valvatida, Acanthasteridae. Gene Ontology annotation, cellular component: mRNA cleavage stimulating factor complex. Gene Ontology annotation, biological process: mRNA 3'-end processing. Gene Ontology annotation, molecular function: RNA binding; protein binding. The record is from RefSeq and is a predicted model, not a curated record.